AUGGAGGCGGGGUCCGGGGUGUCGGGGGUCCCUGGGGUCCCCGGGGUCCCGGAGGUGGUGUACCGCCUGUCCGGGGCCCUGGGCACCGAGCUGCAGGCACUGGCUCGGCGGUUCGGUCCGGAGGCGGUGGCGGGACUGGGCCCGCACCUGGUUCUGGCCCUACAGCUGCUGGAGGAGGCCUCCACACGAGGGGAGCUCUCAGGAGCUUCUCGUCCUCCUCCCCCCUGCCAGGUGUCCGCGCUGCGGGCCCAACUCGGGCGGCUGCGCGAGGAGAACGAAGCGCUGCGCGGCCGGCUGCGGGACGGCGCGGAAGAGGAGAGGGCCCUCUUGCGGCGGAUGAAGGAAGUGACGGACCGCCAGCGGGACGAGCUCAGAGCGCAGAGCCGGGACCUGCAGCGGCAGAGCCGGGAGGCCGAGGCGUUGCAGGAGCAGCUGCAGCGCCUCUUGCGGGUGAACGGAGAACUGCGGGCCAAGCUGGCGGCGGUGCAGGCCCAGCUGCGCAGCGCCCUCCAGCGGGCGGAGCAGGCGGAGCUGGGGGCGGUGCGGGAGGCCCAGCCGCGCAGCGCCCUCCAGCGGGCGGAGCAGGAGGGGCAGGAGGCCCAGCCGCGCAGCGCCCUCCAGCGGGAGGAGCAGGCGGGGCAGGAGGCCCAGUCGCGCAGCGCCCUCCAGCGGGCCGAGCUGGGGGAGGUGCAGGAGGCCCAGCCGCGCAGCGCCCUCCAGCGGGCGGAGCAGGCGGGGCAGGAGGCCCAGCCGCGCAGCGCCCUCCAGCGGGCGGAGCAGGCGGGGCAGGAGGCCCAGCCGCGCAGCGCCCUCCAGCGGGAGGAGCAGGCGGGGCAGGAGGCCCAGUCGCGCAGCGCCCUCCAGCGGGCGGAGCUGGGGGAGGUGCAGGAGGCCCAGCCGCGCAGCGCCCUCCAGCGGGCGGAGCAGGGGGCGGUGCAGGAGGCCCAGCCGCGCAGCGCCCUCCAGCGGGCGGAGCAGGGGGCGGUGCAGGAGGCCCAGCCGCGCAGCGCCCUCCAGCGGGCGGAGUGGGCGGUGCAGGAGGCCCAGCCGCGCAGCGCCCUCCAGCGGGCGGAGCAGGCGGAGCUGGGAGCGGCGGCCCCGACUCCGGGGAUCCCGUGGACCCAGGCGACCCGGACCCAGGAAACCUGUUCAGGGGUGGUGGGCACAGAGCCCCCUGCCCAAGGCGGAGCAGAGGAGCGAGGCGUAUUCACCCGGGAGGAGCUGCAGCGGGUCCUGCAGGAACGCAACGAGCUCAAAGCCAACGUCUUCCUGCUGCGGGAGGAACUGGAUUAUUACCAGCGAGAGCUGUUGGCUAGUCCCGCCAUCCCAGGGCUACUCCUGGAAGCCAUGAAGCUGGCCGUGAAGAAGCAACGGAGGAAAAUCAAGGCCAAGAUGCUGGGGACCGUGGAGGAGCCGGGAAGCAGUGACGACGACGAUGGGGUCUGGCUGCCGCCACCCAGCGAGAGUGAGGGGGGUCCAGGGCCCCCCGAAUCCAGAAUCCGAAGCUUCUUUAGCCUGUGGUAUCGCGGCAGCACAGAGUCGUCCUCAUCAGAGUGCCCAGCUGAGGGUGUCGUGGUUAAGCCCCCCCAGGAAGACAAGGUGCCGCCAUCACCUCCUGAGCCCUCUGCCACCUCCCCGAGCCCCGACCGGGCCCCCGGUUCCCUACCCACCCCCUGAGCCCAGGCCGGCCUGCCCCAACUCUCAUGGAGGGAAAGACCCCUGUGCUCUCCAGAGGCCUUCCCUCUGCUACCAGGGCAGCGUUUCCUGACCCCAGCCUCGGCUCCAAGCCCCUCCUCAGGACCAGUCUCGUCCUUGGAGGGGGGAGACAAAGGACUUCGGGGCAGCCUCAGCCUCCCAUCUGGAUGGAGGUCAGCGGGCCGAGGAGCCGGCCCGUCUAAGCCCCCCGGGGACCCGGCUCAGGGAGCCAGUCGACAGCCGGCCCCGAGCCCCCAAGGGCCGGGCUCGGGAUGGAGGGAGGACAAGAACCGGACCCUGCCCGCAAGGCUUCUGGCGUAAAGACGAAGCGUCACAGAUGUACUAUGCGGCCGCAGGGAGGGAUGGAGCUGCUGGCCGUUUGUGACCAUUUUGGCCCUAAACCCAGUUCUCUGCCCAGCCUGCUGUGCUACCGCAUGAAGGGAGAUUAAAAAUUCCCAAGGGUGAUGUGCUGUUUCUGGUCACUUUGGAGGUGGGGUGCCCGGUUUCUCACACUGGGUCCCAGCACCCUGGCAACGGAGGGCUGGGACGGGCACUCUCUUGGGGCUCUACACUAGUGCACCCCGAGUUUGCCCCAGCGGUUUGCUGACAGAUUAAGGCCCAAGAAACAUUACGAGUUCAGCUGGCUGGGGCUGGCAGGGGAGAGAGGCCGGGACCUCCUUCACAGCGAGACUUCAACAUCGCAGGAUCCACAGUCACCGACCUGUAGGGGACUUCUUUUGGCCGGUAAUCACUCUUUACUUCAUUAAAGGUUUCAGUUCCAGCACCUGAGACAUUGACACUGCAAAGACUUACUCUA
This is a messenger RNA of Tachyglossus aculeatus (Australian echidna), 2512 nucleotides long. It is a transcript of the gene RILP, whose product is annotated as Rab interacting lysosomal protein. Gene Ontology annotation, molecular function: protein dimerization activity. The transcript has 8 exons. The record is from RefSeq and is a predicted model, not a curated record. The coding region runs from base 1 to 1677 and encodes 558 amino acids. Gene Ontology annotation, cellular component: cytoplasm; ciliary basal body. NCBI's taxonomy places the organism in Eukaryota, Metazoa, Chordata, Mammalia, Monotremata, Tachyglossidae. Gene Ontology annotation, biological process: cilium assembly.